Boleophthalmus pectinirostris (great blue-spotted mudskipper) is the source of this 1641-nucleotide messenger RNA. RefSeq names its product troponin T type 2a (cardiac) (gene tnnt2a). The transcript is spliced from 13 exons. Gene Ontology annotation, cellular component: troponin complex. Bases 571 to 1425 code for a protein of 284 amino acids. The record is from RefSeq and is a predicted model, not a curated record. Gene Ontology annotation, molecular function: tropomyosin binding; troponin C binding; troponin I binding. NCBI's taxonomy places the organism in Eukaryota, Metazoa, Chordata, Actinopteri, Gobiiformes, Gobiidae. Gene Ontology annotation, biological process: sarcomere organization; cardiac muscle contraction; regulation of muscle contraction.
UGUUUUUUACAGGGAGGUGGAAGGUAAGACCUGUUCGAGCCAGCGCACACACAACAAGGACUUCUCAGACUGCAUCACAGAGAGUAUACUCCCUCAGUAUACUGAAGACUGCAAACAUGUUUGGGGUCAAACUCAGGACUAACUGUUUAAUCAGGAUUAUGUUAACCUAACAGUUAAGUUCCCACAGAGAAAAUGAUUAAAUUACAUUAUAAAUAUUCUACUACAAUUAGGAUGGUAAAUAUUAAAAUCUCUAAGCCUGUAAAUGGACUGUGCAAAUCUAAUGACUAAACCUGGAUUAAUCCAGACCUCAUUGCAUGGUUUUAUGACCUUAUUCAAAAAUGUAAACUAAUCUUAGUUUAGGAAACAUUAUUGCUGUGUGACUUUGGCACAGUUGCAGCAGUUACACAUGGCAACGCCCACCUCAACAAUUUGAGUUUGACUUGGACUUCCUACUGAUUGCAGAAUUACUUUCCAGCUAAGAGAGGGUAUAAAAACUUUUUUUUUUUUUUUUUUUUUUUUAAAUCUAUUUAAAUUUUUGAUUCAGUAACAUUGAAAUAAUGUUUGUUUUUGAUGGUGCCUUUUGUUUUUAAUAAAGGAGGAGAGGAGGAGACAACUGAAGGGGAUCAGGAGGUAGAGGAGGCCGAGCACCCCGAGGAGGCAGAGCAGGAAGCCCCUGAGGAAGAAGAGACCGCUGCUGAUGAGGAAGAAGAGGAGGUCAAUGAGGAAAACGAUGGUGAUGCCGAGGAUGGAGACGGCGAAGAAACAAAACCAAAACACAAACCAUUUAUCAUGCCCAACCUGAUCCCUCCGAAGAUCCCUGAUGGUGAGAAAGUGGAUUUUGAUGACAUCCACCGCAAACGAAUGGAGAAGGAUCUGAUGGAGCUCCAGACUUUAAUUGAGGUCCAUUUUGAAGGCAGAAAGAAAGAAGAGGAAGAGAUCAUUCAGCUCAAAGAAAGAAUUGACAAAAGACGGUCAGAGCGGGCAGAGCAGCAAAGAAUUCGCAAUGAGAGAGAAAAAGAGCGACAAAAACGACUUGAGGAUGAGAGAACUCGUAAAGAAGAGGAGGAAGCUAAGAAGAGAGCAGAAGAUGAUGCUAAGAAGAAGAAGACCCUGACCAGUCUACACUUUGGAGGAUACAUGCAGAAAUUGACAGAGAAACGCAGUGGCAAGAGGCAGACCGAGAGAGAGAAGAAAAAGAAAAUACUCAGUGACAGACGUAAACCUUUAGACAUUGAACACCUGAGUGAGGACAGACUCAAAGAAAAAGCUAAGGAGCUGUGGGAGUGGAUGUUUCAACUGGAGGCAGAGAAGUUUGAUCUGCAGUAUCAGUUUUCCAGACAGAAAUAUGAGAUAAAUGUGCUGAGGAACCGGGUCAGUGACCACCAGAAAACUUCCAAGAGGACCAAGAGGGGCUUGAGGAAAUAGAGAACCGGACUGGAUUAGCAACUUCACAAAAACAUUUGCAGAAAGAUGUACAAUGCUGUACAAAGUUGUGCUCAUAGGAAAGCAAAAAUUAUGGAAAACAUUUACCCAGUAGUCAGUGCCAGAAUUAAAACUUUUCACACUUUUAUUUUUGCAGUUCUUUGCAUUACUAUACAUAUUGUUCAUAUUAUGUAAUAAUAAAGAAUUUCUUAUAUUGAA